CUCCUGCUCCAGCUCAGCGGGGCCAGACGUAACACCAGUUCAGGGGGGAAAACGGGAGCAACACACGGCGAUACGAUUCUCUCUCCAGCCACGGACAGAAAGAUGGCAAAGCGCGCGAUGCCGACCAGAGAGACCUAGACGGCUCUUCCGCGCUUCCCUCCGAUUAAACGAGCCGCCAAAUGAACUCCGUCAGAGCCAGCAACGUGAGCAGAAGACCCAGGCGAGUGUCGAGGCCGCGCCCGGUGCAGCCGGAGAGGAACCACCAGGAAAGAGAUGAGGACGUUCCUGCAGAUAUGGUUGCUGAAGAAUCUGGUCCAGGAGCUCAAAAUAGUCCCUACCAACUUCGAAGAAAGUCUCUACCCAAGAGAACAGUUUGUCCAACAAAGACAAACAUGGAGGGUGCUUCCACUUCAACAACAGAAAACUUUGGACACCGACCUAAGCGUCCGAGAGUUUCAGGAAAGUCUCAAGAUUUACCAGCAGCACCAGCUGAGCAGUAUUUGCAGGAGAAGCUUCCAGACGAGGUGGUGUUAAAGAUCUUCUCGUACCUGUUGGAGCAAGACUUGUGCCGUUCAGCAUGUGUGUGCAAACGCUUCAGUGAACUGGCCAAUGACCCCAUUCUCUGGAAGAGGCUGUACAUGGAGGUUUUUGAAUACACGCGACCCAUGAUGCACCCGGAGGCAGGGAAGUUCUACCAGAUAAACCCAGAAGAAUACGAGCAGCCAAACCCUUGGAAGGAGAGUUUUCAGCAACUGUAUAAAGGGGCCCAUGUCAAGCCAGGCUUUGCAGAGCACUUCUACAGUAAUCCUGCCAGAUACAAAGGGAGAGAUAAUAUGUUUUACUAUGACACCAUUGAGGAUGCUCUUGGAGGGGGUCAGGAGCCUCACUUUGAUGGUUUGAUAUUUGUACAUUCUGGUAUUUACACUGAUGAGUGGAUCUACAUCGAAUCCCCUAUCACAAUGAUUGGAGCUGCUCCUGGAAAAGUAGCAGAAAAAGUUAUAAUUGAGAAUACCAGAGACUCCACGUUUGUUUUCAUGGAAGGCUCAGAAGAUGCUUAUGUUGGAUACAUGACCAUCAGGUUCAAUCCUGAUGAUAAAUCCGCCCAGCACCACAAUGCACACCACUGCUUGGAGAUUACAGUCAACUGCAGUCCCAUCAUUGACCACUGCAUCAUACGCAGCACAUGCACAGUGGGGUCAGCGGUCUGUGUCAGCGGCCAGGGGGCUUGUCCCACAAUCAAGCACUGCAACAUCAGUGACUGUGAAAAUGUUGGUCUUUACAUCACUGACCAUGCACAGGGAAUAUAUGAAGACAACGAGAUCUCAAACAAUGCUCUGGCUGGGAUCUGGGUAAAGAACCACGGCAACCCAAUCAUCAGACGGAAUCACAUCCACCACGGCAGAGAUGUAGGGGUUUUUACGUUUGACCAUGGCAUGGGUUACUUUGAGAGCUGCAACAUCCAUAGGAACCGUAUAGCCGGGUUUGAGGUGAAGGCGUAUGCCAAUCCAACCGUGGUUCGUUGUGAGAUCCAUCACGGUCAGACGGGCGGCAUCUAUGUACAUGAAAAGGGUCGUGGUCAGUUCAUUGAAAACAAGAUCUAUGCAAAUAACUUUGCAGGGGUGUGGAUCACCUCAAACAGUGACCCCACAAUAAGGGGAAAUGCCAUUUUUAAUGGCAAUCAAGGUGGCGUUUAUAUUUUUGGUGAUGGUCGAGGACUCAUUGAAGGAAAUGAUAUCUACGGUAACGCCCUGGCAGGAAUCCAGAUCAGGACAAACAGCUGUCCCAUUGUCAGGCACAACAAGAUCCAUGACGGCCAACACGGUGGCAUAUAUGUGCAUGAAAAAGGACAAGGAGUCAUUGAGGAGAAUGAGGUGUACAGCAACACACUGGCGGGAGUGUGGGUAACGACGGGCAGUACGCCAGUACUGAGGAGGAACCGGAUACACAGCGGGAAGCAGGUUGGGGUCUACUUUUAUGACAAUGGCCACGGUGUGCUGGAGGACAAUGAUAUCUACAAUCACAUGUACUCUGGAGUUCAGAUAAGGACUGGCAGCAAUCCCAAGAUCAGGAGGAACAAGAUCUGGGGAGGACAGAAUGGGGGUAUUUUGGUUUACAACUCAGGCUUAGGAUUCAUUGAGGACAAUGAGAUCUUUGACAAUGCGAUGGCGGGAGUCUGGAUCAAGACGGACAGCAACCCCACUUUGCGGAGGAACAAGAUCCAUGAUGGGAGAGAUGGCGGCAUCUGUAUAUUCAAUGGAGGGAGAGGUUUGCUAGAGGAGAAUGACAUCUUCAGAAAUGCCCAAGCGGGUGUUCUCAUUAGCACCAACAGUCAUCCUGUACUGAGGAAAAACCGGAUAUUUGAUGGCUUCGCUGCUGGUAUUGAGAUCACCAACCAUGCCACAGCAACCCUAGAAGGCAAUCAGAUCUUCAACAAUCGUUUUGGAGGAUUGUUUCUUGCAUCUGGUGUCAAUGUUACAAUGAAAGAUAAUAAAAUAUUGAACAAUCAAGAUGCCAUUGAAAAGGCUGUGAGCAGAGGUCAGUGCCUGUACAAGAUUUCAAGUUACACCAGCUACCCAAUGCACGAUUUUUACAGGUGUCAUACCUGUAACACAACCGACCGCAAUGCCAUCUGUGUGAACUGCAUCAAGAAGUGUCACCAAGGACAUGAUGUGGAAUUCAUCAGACACGAUAGGUUCUUCUGUGACUGUGGCGCUGGGACGCUGUCGAAUCCUUGUACGUUAGCUGGAGAGCCGACACACGAUACAGACACACUGUAUGACUCCGCUCCCCCUAUAGAGUCCAAUACACUGCAACACAACUGAGCUCAACACCUGAGGCCUCUCUGCAGUUCAGCGGUAAUGGACUUAAGACACUUUAAGUUGUGCAAUGGAGGAUAACAUUCAAACUUAAAAAGAAAUCCACUUUGACAGAGCAUAUAGAGCAACUUAAAAAAAAAAAAAAAAAAAAAAACCCCACAAACACAUGGGAUGUGAACUUGAAAAAAGACAUUAAAAAAAGAAGUUGAUAAUGGAUGCCUCGCAUUCUCUGUUCCUUUUGACAAAAAACAAAACAAUGACAUCAGUGGGACAGCAGAAGAGCACCAGACACAAAGGGGUCAGAAGCUCAUCUUCUUCAAAGGAGUGCAAAAACAAGAUACUGCAGUUAUGUACAGAUCCAUCGUGGACACUUAAAGGAAGAACUGCUGUCAUGAGAGGCUACAGCCCCAAUACAACGAUGCUUCCACCACUGAGCAACCAAUGUGCUCGUACGAAAUGUACGGGAAAAAUGACCUAGCACUUCAGCUUUUUUUUUUCUUCCUCAAGACAACUGUUGAGAUUUGAUUUUAAUGCUUUUUGUGUAGUUUUGUAUUUUCACGCAAAAAUCUUAAUGUACUUGAAUGUCAUUUAUUUUAUUAAAUGUGUUUUGUUUUUGGUUAUUCCCCAGAAUUGCUGUAAUUAUACUCAUGUCGCAGUAUCUAACUUCUUUCUGUGAAAGAGAUCUGAAAAGAGAGGAAAACACUACAUUUUCUCCAGCAAUGUUGACUCAUUUACAUUUGCAAUACAUAAAAAUAGAUGCAGAACUGUGCUUUCACAAGACUUGUGUUGUCUGUUUGAAAUUCUCCAUGCUGUGACUCAUUGCCUGCAACAUCAAUGUACAGAAAGUCUGAUCUUUGAGUUUAAUUUGAAGAACAUGUCAAACUAAAUACAUUUUUAAUUUCCUACCAACUGUUGUAAAGUUCUGUUGAGUCAGUAUCUCAUGGAAAAUGACUGCCGUUCAUUUUGUGUAUAUUUCUGUGGUAUUGCAUACUCUUGGUCUUUGUUUUUUAUUAUUCAGUCAAGUCUUGUGAAAGCAUUAGACUUGGUUUUCCAUUUGUCAAUGUUGCUGGAGAAUUGAACAGCUUUUACUCUACUGAAGCUGAGACAAGUAUCUAUAUACAGCGCUUUAUGGUUUCAUUGCCCCUCCCCCACCCAUUCAUGUGUAUUGGUGAUUGUGGGUUCUCAUACAGACUGAAAUGUAUGCAUGUAUCAUAACAUCUAGACUUAAUAUAUUGUGAAGUAUUCAAUAACCGUUAUGUAGGCGCUAGUGUGAAUUAAAAGGGUUUAAUUUCCUAGAUGAAACAUUGUCAUUUUUUUAAAAAUAAACUUUAUUAGAUCAUUA
Molecule: messenger RNA, 4158 nt
Organism: Cololabis saira (Pacific saury)
Lineage: Eukaryota; Metazoa; Chordata; Actinopteri; Beloniformes; Belonidae
Product: F-box only protein 11
Exons: 22
Coding region: 180-2822 (880 amino acids)
Biological process (GO): ubiquitin-dependent protein catabolic process; regulation of apoptotic process; protein ubiquitination
Molecular function (GO): protein binding; zinc ion binding
Source: RefSeq, a predicted model, not a curated record